AUGACAUGAAUGGAUGGGCCGGACACACCUUCCAUCCCGGUCGAGAAAACCUUGUCCGGAUCUGCAGACUGUUCCCGGACGCUGCCAGGGGAGCCGCUGAGGGCCAAGAACGCACCCGGCAGCUCCGAUCCUGCCUGCACCCUCUCCCUGUCCCUGCGCACUCGCCCCCCACAGCUCCCCGGGCAGCAGGCGCGCACCAUGCUGCCCAGCGCUGUGGCGGCCCAGGCCGGAGCUUACUGGGAUGUGGUGGCGUCCUCGGCACUCCUCGGACUCCCCGCGCCCGGCUUUGGCAGUCUGGGCAAGAGUUUCCUGAUCGAGAACUUGCUGCGCGCAGGGGCCGGACCCACGCACGCGCCCCCGUCCCCGCGCCCAGCGCCGGGUCCCGAGUGUCCGCAGCUUCGGCCGCUGCCUGCCAGCCCGGUGCCGCUCAAGCUGUGCCCGGCCGGACCCUUUGGUGCGCGCUGGGCCUUCCAGAUGCCCCCUUCCAGGGCGCCGGGGGAGCGGGACAGUGCCUUCCAGCCCUCAGCCCCAGUGCCUUCCAAACCCUUCCUUCUGAGCGCCCCGCCAUUCUACUCUGUGUGCUGCGGUGGGUCCUGCAGACGCCCAGCCUCCCCCACAGCUUUUUCAAGAGAAGAGCAUGGGCUGCCUCUGCUGACCCAGGACUCAAAUUCCAAAGCUCGAAGGGGGAUUUUAAGAAGAGCUGUGUUCUCAGAGGACCAGAGAAAGGCUCUGGAGAAAAUGUUUCAGAAGCAGAAAUACAUCAGCAAAACAGACCGAAGGAAACUCGCUGUCAGCUUGGGACUGAAGGAGUCACAGGUGAAGAUUUGGUUCCAGAACAGAAGGAUGAAAUGGCGGAAUUCCAAAGAAAAGGAAGUGCUCUCCAAUAGAUGUCUCCAAGAAGCGAGCCUUCAGGAGGACAGGUUGGCACGGCCUGCCGUGGGCUGUCCUCUGGAGUGUCCUUCAGUGUGGGAAGUCUCCCAUCCACACUCAAGUCCAGGCUGGAGGGAGGAAUCUCCAGAAUCUGCAGAAAGACUGACCCAGGAGAAUUCAGGGGUACCAGAAGCAAAUUCACUCCGAGGUGCCUUGUAUCUGUGCCCUGAGAAGGGACCUAGAGACAAGGAUGGACUUCAUAGCACCAUAUGACAGGAACAUUGUCUGUGUUCAUCUAAAAGAAUCCCUAGCCAGUAACAUUUGGAUUAAAGCCAGAUAGAUUGUGCCUCAAAACUGCCUUAAACUAAUACCUUGGCAUGAUGCCUGAGCUGAUGCCCAAGGAAAGCCACCCCACUGUUUCUUAUUUAGCCCUAGACUAAGGCUCAAUGUAUAAAUGGAGUAGAACCUUCCACAAGGUGUGAUAAGACUGAAAGAAGAACCAGGGUCAGCCCAGAGCCUGUUCUGAAUACAUGUAUAUAUACGUGUGUCUUUGUGUUUGUAUGUAUAUGCUCAUUAAAUACAUCAGCAGAAACCA
Grammomys surdaster is the source of this 1465-nucleotide messenger RNA. It is a transcript of the gene Dbx2, whose product is annotated as developing brain homeobox 2. The record is from RefSeq and is a predicted model, not a curated record. The transcript is spliced from 4 exons. Lineage: Eukaryota; Metazoa; Chordata; Mammalia; Rodentia; Muridae. The coding region runs from base 10 to 1143 and encodes 377 amino acids. Gene Ontology annotation, molecular function: DNA binding; DNA-binding transcription factor activity, RNA polymerase II-specific. Gene Ontology annotation, biological process: regulation of transcription by RNA polymerase II.